Molecule: messenger RNA, 1803 nt
Organism: Falco peregrinus (peregrine falcon)
Lineage: Eukaryota; Metazoa; Chordata; Aves; Falconiformes; Falconidae
Product: avidin-like
Exons: 4
Coding region: 28-639 (203 amino acids)
Molecular function (GO): biotin binding
Source: RefSeq, a predicted model, not a curated record
GGAAAACAGGACCCUGCUCAGUCUGGCAUGGUGGCCGGUGGCCCGUCUCCCACUGGGGUGACCCUUGGCAAGAGGCCCAGCAUGGGCGGCUGCUGCCUGGCUGCAGCCCCCUCUGCUACAAAAGAGGCCGAGCAGGUGCAGGGCAGCAGUGCAGCCGGAGCCGGGGCACCGGGCACAGCCACCGCCGCCCUCGCUGCCACCAUGGGGAGCCCCAGCUGCUGCCUCCUGCUCACCCUGGUCCUGCUUAGCUCCUGCGCCGCUGCCACCAGAAAGUGCAACCUGCAGGGCCUGUGGAGGAAUGAGCUGGGCUCCAACAUGACCCUCUCAGCCCUGGAUGCGGUUGGGACCUUCUCGGGCUCCUACCACACUGCUGUGGCAGCUACCGACAAGCAGAUCCUGGUGUCACCCCUGCAAGGCUCCCAGCAGCACACGAGUGCCAAGGGGCAUCCCACCUUCGGCUUUACCGUGCAGUGGCAGUUCGCAGACUCCACCACCGUCUUUGUCGGUCAGUGCUUUGUGGACCGCCGUGGGAAGGAGACACUGGAGACCACAUGGCUCCUGCAGGAAGAGGUCCCAUCCCGCAAGGAUGCCUGGAAAGCCACCAGGGUCGGCACCUCCAUCUUCACCCGCAUCAAGUGAUGGGAACAGAGACCCGAGCUGCCUGCACCCUGAUGUCCCAUCUGCAUCUCCGAGGCUCUCUCCUGCCCAUGUCCCAGGCUGGGCUCCCACCUGUUCCUAGCAGCGUGACUGGGAAACAGAGUCUCGCCUUGCCCUGCUUCCUCCCAGUGCCUCCCAGCAGACUGCUGGCAGAGCCCCCCUUCCUAAAGCUUGUUGCCCCUCCACAUGGAUCUGAAUAAACCUUCCUCUGCCUGGCAGAGAGCUGUGCCCCAUGUGUCCCUGGGGUGCAAGAAGCCCCUCUGUGGCUUUGGUCAGAGCAAGGUGGGUAUGUGUUGUGGCUGGGGGAGGGCAAGGUGGUGUUUUGGGGGUCUGAGAAGGAUGGGGGACAAGAGAAGGAGAGCAGCUGGGUAAUGCUGUUUUCUGACCAUGGCUUCAGGCCUUGCCAGGUACCUUCUUGCCUAGGCACCUGUUUGGGGCAUCCACAGGGGCCCUGUGGUGGGUGACCCCAGGCAGCAUCUCUGGUGUGGAGCAGCAGGAUGCCCCAUGGUCAGGGGUCAGAGUGAAUGAAGGCUGCGUGCAGGCAAGCCAGCACGCUCACCUUGCCUCAUCCUGCAUCUCUGCACCCCAGUCCACCCUGUCUUCCCAUUAAACUCAAUUUCCAGCCACUGCUUUGUGGGGGGUGCUCAGUCCUAGGGAGAGGACUGGGUGCCAUCCCCCCCAGAGGGGACCACGGUCACGAGCUGGGAGCCUGGGGUGUUGGGGUGGUCCAAAGUCUAGGUUGGAUACUGGAGGGACCAGGGGAGGCACCUGGGGCUCUAGGGGCAGCUACUGGGCAGACUGAGUAGCUAAGGCCAGAUACUGUAUCUGUAUAUAUGUAUAUAUAUGUAGAUUUGCACUGUAUAUAUGCACAUAUGCAUGUAUUUCCCACUAACUGUCUGUCACCCAACUAGCCAGAGGGUGGAACAGGGUAAGUUUCCUAUCCAGUGCUCAAAUUCACAGAACAACAUUGCCUGUACACUAAACUUUAUUUUACCAACUCAGCAGCAAAAGAAAACGUGCACAUCAAACAAGGGCACAAUGUCAUUUGCACAUCUAACCCCCUAACUCACUAAUUCGCCACUUCAGCAAUUCAUGAAGUUUCUAACUCACAAGUUCCCUAAUCUUAAUGCACAGUUACCAACUCAG